CAUGGUGAUAUCCACGUGACCCCAGAGUCUCAUGGUGAUUGGACAACAGCACAAGGAAGGCGUAUCUUUUCUCUGAUUGGUUAUGGUAAAGGAAACACAACAGUCUGCAUGCAUGGUUUAGUUACUGUUGUUUUAUUUACAGGCAUAGGCUGUAAUUACUCAGUAUUUACCCAUCUAUAAAUCCACAUCAUUGCUAUGGAAGCCAAACUAAAGCAAGAGUUGGGUACUUCAAGGCUCAGAUCAACUGGUCAUUCAAGCGGCGGCUGUAUCAGCGAGGGCCAAAGUUAUGAUACUGACAGCGGGAGGAUUUUUGUAAAGAUAAACCAUAAAAGCGAGGCCAAAUUGAUGUUUGAUGGCGAAAUGGCUAGCCUUGAAGCCAUCUUAAAGACUUCAACAAUUAAGGUUCCGAAGCCUGUGAAGGUGAUCGAACUUGACAGGGGAUGUGUAUUUGUAAUGGAACAUCUGGACAUGAAAUGUCUCAGCAGGCACUCACAGCACCUUGGAGAACAAUUAGCAGACAUGCAUCUUUAUAACAAGAGGCAGUUGGAAAAACUAAACAAAGAUCAACAGACAAUUGGAAAAGGAGCAGAACAGGUGGAUUCAAACGUAGUGGUAAAAUUUGGCUUUGAUGUUUCUACAUGUUGUGGAUACCUACCACAAGCUAAUGACUGGCAGGAAGACUGGGUAACGUUUUUCACCAGACAGCGACUUGACCAUCAGCUAAAUCUAAUUGAGAAGUCAUAUGGAGACAGAGAAUCUAGAGAACUAUGGGCAAAGUUGCAGCUUCAGAUUCCACAGUUUUUCAAAGAUGUGGAAAUCGUCCCUGCUUUGAUUCAUGGUGACUUAUGGAGCGGUAAUGUGGGAGAAUGUGCAGAGGGUCCUGUCAUCUUUGAUCCUGCUUCCUUUUAUGGUCAUUCUGAAUAUGAAUUGGGUAUUGCAGGGAUGUUUGGUGGGUUUGGUAAAUCCUUUUACUCUGCAUAUCAUGAGAAAAUACCCAAAGCCCCAGGCUUUGCCCAAAGACACCAGCUUUACCAACUUUUCCACUAUCUGAAUCACUGGAACCACUUUGGGGGUAGUUACAGGGGCUCCUCAAUAAGAAUAAUGAAAGAUCUGUUAAAAUAGUCUUGAAAAUGUAUGAGCAUACACAGCUGUCACAAGACAUUCCUAUGGAUUGGAAUGUAAAAUACUAUGGAUACCCUACUACAUUUAAUGUACUCAUCCCUUUGACAGAAAAAAGCAAUUAACAUGUGCAGGAAUAAAACGUAUUGUUCCAUCAAAGCGCCACAUGUAGCAGGUAAUGUAUCAAAAAUAAAUUUAUUUUAGUCGUGUUAAAACAUAAAGACAUUUAGAAGGUAAUUUUUUAUCACAGUAA
Messenger RNA from Boleophthalmus pectinirostris (great blue-spotted mudskipper), 1372 nucleotides. RefSeq names its product fructosamine 3 kinase related protein (gene fn3krp). The transcript is spliced from 6 exons. NCBI's taxonomy places the organism in Eukaryota, Metazoa, Chordata, Actinopteri, Gobiiformes, Gobiidae. The coding region runs from base 196 to 1122 and encodes 308 amino acids. The record is from RefSeq and is a predicted model, not a curated record.